UAUGGUUCACACAAAUUGAAUCUCGUGGGAAUUCAAUUCCUUCCUGAUCAACCCUCGCCACUUCAAACCAAAAAUCAAAACCAAUUAAAGACUCGUCGUUUCCAAUGGGCUUCCAUUUUUCACACUGCCAAUCCUUUUCAUUGAUUUGAUAGAAUCACACACACUAUAUAUAUCCCAGAAAUACUAACUCACAAAGAAUUAAAAAAAAAAUAAUCUCAGGAGCUUAAUAAGAAAAGAUCUUUUUUUUUCUUUCACUUUUUCUUUUCAUGGCUGGGACGCUUGGGUUUCCUUUGAGUGUCGCCUCUUUUUGUUCUUCUGUGAAUACUGGGCAGUCGAGUGUUCCUCUUGCUGCGCCUAAUCAGAGAUCGCAGAGAAGGGUUGGUUCUGUUUCAGAUUGUGCUUCCACUUCUGGUGAAUUUCUUCCAGGAUUUGCCUCCACACCCGCAAAGAGAUUCCCUCUUUUUGAGGUACAUGCGACUCUUGCUCAAGCCCAGGCUCCUAAAUGGUGGGAGAGAAACGCAGGGCCAAACAUGAUUGACAUUCAUUCUACGCAAGAAUUCUUGGAUGCUUUAAGUCAGGCUGGAGAUAGACUAGUAAUCGUUGAAUUCUACGCCACCUGGUGUGCAUCUUGCAAAGCACUGUUUCCAAAGCUUUGUAGAACAGCACAAGAGCACCGCGAAAUUUUGUUCCUAAAAGUAAAUUUCGAUGAAAACAAACCUAUGUGCAAGAAUUUGAACGUAAGGGUCCUUCCAUAUUUCCACUUCUAUCGCGGGAGCGAUGGACAAUUGGAGUCCUUCACUUGCUCACUUGCCAAAUUUCAGAAAGUAAGAGAUGCUAUCGAGUUACACAACACAGCUCGGUGCAGCAUUGGCCCCCCGCUUUUGACAGCAGCACAUCUCAAACUCGAGCCCCUUUUAGUGGGGAAGGAUUUGCCUGCAGCAUCGUCUUCUUCUUCUUCUUCCUUAUAGUUCCUCAGCUCGAUUGAAAGAUUUUUGCGUGACACGCAUUCCCUUUGAUUCGAUGGAGUCAGAAGCUAGCCCAGAGCAGCAAUUUGCUCAUAGUUCCAUUCCUGUAUAUUUACAUUCUUUUUUAAGGGUUUUAGGGAGAAGUAGGCAACUUUAUAUAUAUCAUUAUGGUACCACUCUUGUUCAAUUCUUUGUAUGGAAGCCAGUAUAAUUGUACUGCACUAGUCCAGUGCCACUGCCAUAUCACACAACAAUAAGUAAUUUUAACCAUAUCAAAGGCUCUUU
Ipomoea nil (Japanese morning glory) is the source of this 1250-nucleotide messenger RNA. RefSeq names its product thioredoxin-like 2, chloroplastic. The record is from RefSeq and is a predicted model, not a curated record. Gene Ontology annotation, biological process: cell redox homeostasis. NCBI's taxonomy places the organism in Eukaryota, Viridiplantae, Streptophyta, Magnoliopsida, Solanales, Convolvulaceae. The transcript is spliced from 4 exons. Bases 267 to 968 code for a protein of 233 amino acids.